Chara braunii is the source of this 1799-nucleotide messenger RNA. NCBI's taxonomy places the organism in Eukaryota, Viridiplantae, Streptophyta, Charophyceae, Charales, Characeae. The record is from the annotation of a GenBank genome assembly.
GCAGGAUCUCUGUCAAAAUUCUGUGAGUCUUAGAUUGAGUCAUAGGUUGUCAGUCAAGGGUUAGAGUCUACGUGGUGAGGUCUGGAACCUCUAACCCGGUUGUACACUUAUCACCAUGGUUGAGACCCGUAGUGGGUUAGACACGAGCCCCUAUACUAAGGAGCGGCAAGAAAAGAUGGCCGCCUUAGUGAAAGAGAACAGGGAGAGGAAAGAGCGCGAGAAACAGGCGAACUUAAAGGCGAUUGCAGACGAACAGGCGACGAAGAUGAAGGAAAUAGAGGAGGAGAUGGAGAAAAAGAAGAAGGCUGCUGAAGAGGAAGCGGCAGCAGAAGAAGAAAAAGAAAGAACGAGGAUUGAGAGCAGAGAGGGAAGUAGUGGCACGAAGAAAGACACAGACGCAGAGAUGGAAAAGAAAAUAAGUGAGUGGGUUGCUAAUUUAUCGUUGGAAGAAGAUGAGGAGGCACAGAUGUAUGUGCCGCCGGAAGAGAAAGAAGCGUUUGCCAGGGCCCUCGAAGUAAUUAAGGACCCCCUUGAACGUCAAGAGGCUGAGGAGGAGAAGAGACUGAAAUGGAAACUCAGGAUGAAAAGGGAGCAGAAGAGGAGAAGGGAGGAAGCCAACCGGUUGACCGCAGAGGUGGAGAAGGUGCGAGCGUGUAGACAGGAAGUCCAGGCGCAGGCAGAUGUUUCUGCCAAGAUGGAUAAGAUGUUAGGAUACUUAGAGGUGUUGAGUGAGGCCUGGCUAGAAGAACGGCACGCCAAUCAGGGCCAAGAUAUUACCCUGAAAGCCAUGCAGUCAGGUUUUAGAGAGUUUGCGCGCGAGAUCGUCACCCACAUUGGGGGCGAAGUCCGACAAUUGAGGGAUAAUGUAGGGAAGUACUGCGAAGGCUUCAUUGAAGGUGCCAAAGCCAUAGCCGCUGUAGAGGGCGAGGCCAGACCUCACAAGGACCCUGUCAAGCUCAAAUUCCCGGAUGCUUAUGGAGGGAAGAAGGAGGAAAACUUUGACAACUGGGAAGCCAAUGUCAACAGUUAUAUCUAUUUACAGCGUAUCCUGUCAGAGGAGCAAGUCCUCGUGGCCUUUCAGGCCCUCAAGGACGAAGCGGCUAGUUUCGCCAGGUCCCUUGCGCGCGCAGCCGGUUGUGAAAACAACCUGGUUGCCUAUUCAAAAGUCACCCCCCUUUCUCAAAUCCUCAAGCUCCUGAAGGAGCGAUUUGCUGACCCAACGAGAGGCAUUCUUGCCUCUGACAAGCUACAAACAAUCCACUCACGACAGUGGAGGAGUGCAAGGGCACUCAAGGGAACCAUGGACGACCUGGUGGCCGUCCCAGACCAUGGCGUCACUGAGACCCAGUUGGUCCAAUUGUUUUAUCGUGCCAUGCCAGAGCCCCUGAGCGGGCACUUCUUUGAUAAGACUGAACAGACCGACAUCACCUAUGAUGCGUUGAGUAGGGAAGUGGUCCUGUUGGAGUCAAAGUCCAUGCCAGUUUCCACUUUCUGGCAUAAGGAUCUGGAAAAAGGGAAAAGGUGGAAAGGACGUACCAUCUAUGGCCAAGUCAAGGCCAAGGAUCACAUGAUCCUUAUGUUAGAGGAAGGUGGUACCAAUGAGGUCCCAUAUAGUCAGAUUGAGUGGGGCCUAGAGGAAGAGGAUAGUAGUGUAGGACAGGGGGAGGUCUUAUGCUGUUGUCGCGGCUGGAGGGAGGCCGCAAGGUAGAGGAGGAGGCCAGGGCCAAAGGGGCCAGGCCAUGGGAGGUCGAGGACCGAGCGCACAGGGGGUUGGCGGCCAAUGAAACCGCCAAGCGGGA